This is a messenger RNA of Rosa rugosa (rugosa rose), 873 nucleotides long. Its product is annotated as 1-(5-phosphoribosyl)-5-[(5-phosphoribosylamino)methylideneamino] imidazole-4-carboxamide isomerase, chloroplastic-like. The record is from RefSeq and is a predicted model, not a curated record. Lineage: Eukaryota; Viridiplantae; Streptophyta; Magnoliopsida; Rosales; Rosaceae. Gene Ontology annotation, cellular component: cytoplasm. Bases 1 to 873 code for a protein of 290 amino acids. The transcript has 6 exons. Gene Ontology annotation, molecular function: 1-(5-phosphoribosyl)-5-[(5-phosphoribosylamino)methylideneamino]imidazole-4-carboxamide isomerase activity. Gene Ontology annotation, biological process: L-tryptophan biosynthetic process; L-histidine biosynthetic process.
AUGAAUGUAUUGCUGGGGACAGUGGCUUUUCAACUUGUGCCGAUUGAAGGAUGGUGGACUUUUGGUAGUAGAGGCGAUUUUGCUGGGGACAGUGGCUUUUCUGCCGCUUGUCUUGCUGGUGGUGGCGUCCCUCUGAGUGGUGGGUUCGUUGGUGAAGCCAACGUCCGUGCUGAGAUAGACGGCUUCAGCGGAGGCUCUGUGGUGUUUGCCAGCAGCAGAGCCAUCUUCGACAGCUUGGCGGUGGUGAUUGCUGGUGGCGGAGUAGAUUUGGUUAUCGGGUUAAGGCGAGUACCCAUAAGCUGUGCUGUUCGUUUCCGACCCUGUAUUGAUAUACACAAGGGGCAAGUAAAACAGAUUGUUGGGUCGACGCUUUUGGAUUGGAAGGAAUAUGGGCCGGCUCUGGUUACCAAUUUCGAGUCGGAUAAGUCGGCGGGGGAGUAUGCAAAGAUGUAUAAGGAAGAUGGGCUUACAGGUGGCCAUGUGAUAAUGUUGGGGGCAGAUCCUUUGAGUAGAGCUGCGGCCAUUGAAGCUCUGCAUGCCUAUCCUGGUGGUUUGCAGGUAGGAGGUGGGAUCAAUUCAGAUAAUUCUUUGCAAUACAUAGAAGAAGGGGCUAGCCACGUCAUUGUCACUUCUUAUGUAUUUAAUAAUGGGCAAAUGGACCUUGAAAGGCUUAAAGAUCUUGUUUGUGUUGUUGGAAAAGAAUGGCUUGUUUUAGACCUUAGUUGUAGAAAGAGGGAAGGUAAAUAUGCAAUUAUCACAGAUAGAUGGCAAAAGUUCAGUGACGUGUAUCUUGACAAGGAAAUAUUAGACUUCCUUGCCAAGUAUGCAGACGAGUUUCUGGUACGUGGUGUCGAUGUGGAAGGGAAAAAGUAA